This is a messenger RNA of Lodderomyces oxycetoniae, 372 nucleotides long. It is a transcript of the gene RPA12, whose product is annotated as DNA-directed RNA polymerase I core subunit. Lineage: Eukaryota; Fungi; Ascomycota; Pichiomycetes; Serinales; Debaryomycetaceae. The transcript has a single exon. The record is from RefSeq and is a predicted model, not a curated record. Gene Ontology annotation, molecular function: nucleic acid binding; zinc ion binding. Gene Ontology annotation, biological process: DNA-templated transcription; termination of RNA polymerase I transcription. Bases 1 to 372 code for a protein of 123 amino acids. Gene Ontology annotation, cellular component: RNA polymerase I complex.
AUGUCGGUAGUAGGCUCGCUAAUAUUUUGUACUUAUUGUGGUAAUUUGCUUGACUCACACAGCUCCACUUCAAAUAUUGAGUGCCAAAUUUGUCUGGCAUCGUACCCCAAGUCCGAUUUUGUAAAUUUGCAGGUUGUUACAAAAAGUUCCGAUGAUGCGUUUCCUUCAAAACUUAAACUGGCAAGGUCUGUGGUAAAGACUAGUUUAAAGAAAGACGAACUAGAUGAAGGUGCCACUAUAAAGGAAAAAUGUCCGAAAUGUGGUAAUGAGGAAAUGCAGUACCACACACUACAGCUAAGAUCCGCCGAUGAGGGUGCUACUGUGUUUUAUACAUGUACCAACUGUGCAUAUCGAUUUAGAACAAAUAACUAG